AUGUAUAUCCGAUUUGCAGAAGGAAAAUUGGAAGCAGAGAAAAGGAGAAAAAAGCAAUGUCAAAAUUGUCACUCCUCGAGAAAGAGCCCUGUGGCAGAAACAAUAGUAUGGGCCGAACCCCCAAAUGCGCAGGUCACCUGCGACCACUUCCAUCCCUCCGCACAUUCACACAGUACUCCGCAUUCCUCAACGAAGGCACGUUGGUCGGACGUCGAGGACAUCCUUGAGGUCACACCACUGCCGAAGGAGAAGACGGCGGCAACCACACCCUCACAUGCCUCUCCACACUCCCUCUCUGCUCCGCAUUCUUCAACGAAGCCACGUUGGUCGGACGUCGAGGACAUCCUUGAGGUUACACAACUGCCAAUGGAGGAGAUGGCGGCAACCACACCCUCCCAUACCUCUGCAAUCUCCCCAUAUGAUCCGUAUUCCUUGACGAAGGCUUCGUCUUUUGACGCUCACGGUCUUCUAGAAGUCAGACACACUCCCCUGCACUUGACAACCGACACUUCCCACUCCCAACCCCCACCCUAUUUCCGCCAUGGACUGACAUCGUCAAUCAAUGUUCUCUGCUGCGGCCUCGUCGACCUUCCUGAGGAUCGUUAUUUCGUUACUUUAAUGUACUUCCUCUCCCCCAUUUCGCGUUCUCCGCAUGCUCCCUCCAAUAUUUGCACACCUUCUAACCCACCAUCUCGGUCACCUGCCAAUGCUGUCAUCUGCGGUGAUGAGUCUACAUCCGAAUCUGAUUCCUUCUUCCCCAUUCCCACACAAUCUUGCUCUUUACCAUUCUCAUCCUUCUCCACUUCCACGUCAAUCGACUUCCCUGACGAUGCAUCUAUUGCCUCAAGGUCACACUUCAUCCAUCUCCAACCCGCCCAUGUGUCUCAUCAUGUACGCCCUCCGUGA
Spirometra erinaceieuropaei is the source of this 906-nucleotide messenger RNA. Lineage: Eukaryota; Metazoa; Platyhelminthes; Cestoda; Diphyllobothriidea; Diphyllobothriidae. The record is from the annotation of a GenBank genome assembly.